UCGCGAAAUGCUUGCGAACUAAACGUAAACAACAUUCAUCUGCCGGAUCGAUUGGACGUAUUGGUUGUAAUAUUAUUGUUGAAUUCAAUUUCCUUUUUUCCUCCGAGAAAAUCCAACGAAAUGCUACCAAAUAGCAUUUUGAAGGGAAGUUUAUAAAUAAAACAACAAUGUAUGCCAACUGUGUUAAAUAAAACCAACAGUAUUAUUGUAUGUGAUCGCCAGAAGCCUAAAAAUGUUUCCAUAAAUAUUUGUUGGUAUUAGUAAGAUAGUUGAAAUUUUAAAUCAUUUUAUUUUAUGAAGACUUAAAUGAAAUCCGUUGAAAUGUAGUAUUUCAUUUUCUUCUAACGGUUUGUUACGUAACGAGUUCCUGUAGUUUCAUGUCGGCUACGGAUGGUUGCGUCAUAUUUUGGCGCUUGUUUCAGCAUUUGCAUAAACGGAUUUUGCAUUAUAUGAUCUGGCUUACUGAUUUUGAUGAUUUUGAGUUGCCGUAAUUCAUAUUUAUAAAAAGUUAACGCAGAAUAUUUUAAGAUUCUAAAUUACUUAAUGUAAUAAUAUCAAUUUUUUUUAAAUUGGAGAAUAUCGAAAUUUGUUAGUACUAAUACUCAUACUUCAUUUGAGAAAUAAAUUAAUAUGAAGUUGUAUAAAAGUUUUUUAUUAUAAACAAGGUGAUUUCCUACUAAUGAACUCUUAUAUAGAAUAUGCUAGGCUGUAACAUUCAUAUAACUUUGAUUAUGUGACAUUUGCUCCAUUUUUUUGAACAUUAAUGGAUAAAAAAGAUACUUAUAUUCUUUUUCUUGUAUUGUGAGAAGGCAUAUUAAAAAUAAAGCUAUAUAUUUAUUUUGUAUGAUUUAAUAGUUGAAAGCUUCAAAUUUAUAAUAAAUACUUGUGGAAUUUUUACAUUUCUUAAGUUAAAAUAAUUUGUUGCAGCUGAGCACUGAUUAGUUUUGAAAUGAAACAGAAUUUGUAAAGUAAUUUAUGGUUGUGAAAUACUUUGAAGAUAUUUAUAUAUGUCAAGUGAAGUACAAUACUAUUUUGGAUUUCAAAAUAUAUUAAAUAUGUUACGAAGAGUUUUACAAUUAGGAAGAAAGUUUCAAAAAAAUAUAUUGCCAUUAUCAUUUCAUAAUGAAGCUAGUCCUGUUAAAAUUGAAAAGAAGAAACCUGUGAAAUCUGUCUUUAAGACAAGUGAUGAACCUCUCUUGCGAGAAAAUCCUAGGAGGUUUGUUAUAUUUCCUAUUGAGUAUGAAGACAUUUGGCAAAUGUACAAGAAAGCAGAAGCUUCAUUUUGGACAGCUGAAGAAGUUGACUUGUCUAAAGAUAUUCUAGACUGGGAAAAGCUAAAAGCGGAAGAAAAACAUUUCGUCUCCCAUAUCUUGGCAUUUUUUGCUGCUAGUGAUGGAAUUGUGAACGAAAACUUGGUUGAGAGGUUUAGUCAAGAAGUUCAGGUUACUGAAGCAAGGUGCUUUUAUGGUUUUCAAAUAGCUAUUGAAAAUGUUCAUUCUGAAAUGUAUAGUCUUCUCAUAGAUACCUAUAUUAAAGAUAAAGCUGAAAGAGAAAAACUAUUUAAUGCCAUUGAAACACUUCCCUGUGUGAAAAGGAAGGCUGACUGGGCAUUGAACUGGAUCAGCUCAGAAAAUGCAUCUUUUGGGGAAAGAGUAGUUGCAUUUGCUGCUGUGGAAGGGAUAUUCUUUUCUGGUUCUUUCGCCUCCAUCUUCUGGCUGAAGAAGAGAGGGCUGAUGCCUGGUUUGACAUUCAGCAAUGAGCUGAUCAGUAGGGACGAGGGCUUGCACACUGACUUUGCCUGCCUCAUGUUUAGUCAUAUAAAGAACAAACCAUCUGAAAAGAGAAUUGUUCAAAUCAUCUCUGAUGCUGUUAAAAUUGAGCAAGAAUUCUUAACAGAUGCCCUGCCCGUGGCUUUAAUAGGAAUGAAUGAAACACUUAUGAAGCAAUAUAUUGAGUUUGUUGCUGAUAGGUUGCUAGUUGAAUUGGGAUGCGAAAAGAUCUACAAUGUAGAAAAUCCCUUUGAUUUUAUGGAACACAUAAGCCUCGAGGGAAAAACAAACUUUUUUGAGAAGAAAGUUGGUGAAUAUCAAAAAUGUGGAGUCAUGUCCAAGAAAGAGGAGCGUUGCUUCACUUUGGAUGCAGAUUUUUGAUCACUUUGAAAUUGCUUCUCUCUCCCCACCUUUUAACUUAUGAACUAACUUGUAUAAAUAUUAUUUAUAUUUGAUGUCAUCUGUGCUUUUAUUAUCUGGCAAUUGUGAUAUUUCAUAUGCAUCAACAAUCUCAUUAAUGAAUGAGAAAGUAUCAUGAAUGAAAUUUUGCUGUAAUCAAUAAAAUUUAUUUUAGACUUUA
Molecule: messenger RNA, 2349 nt
Organism: Argiope bruennichi
Lineage: Eukaryota; Metazoa; Arthropoda; Arachnida; Araneae; Araneidae
Gene: RnrS
Product: ribonucleoside-diphosphate reductase subunit M2-like
Exons: 6
Coding region: 1008-2150 (380 amino acids)
Biological process (GO): deoxyribonucleotide biosynthetic process
Cellular component (GO): cytosol
Molecular function (GO): ribonucleoside-diphosphate reductase activity, thioredoxin disulfide as acceptor
Source: RefSeq, a predicted model, not a curated record